GCUGUCUUCCUGUGGAGGCGUGCCGGUGGCGCGCUAGGGUGCUUCUGCAGCGCAGAGCGGCGGCUGGCGGCUGGUCGCUUUUUGGCGCGCAGCGAUGGCCUCAACGCGCGGUUUCGGCGCGCAGCGCAGCUCCAAGUUAUAUGUGAUUUAUAUGAGCUGCGGCACAAUGCAAAAAGGCCUUGCAGCUGAGCUAGGCCCUUUUGCGCUUUAAUUUGAGUGCGUGUUUGAAUAAUUUGAGAAUCACGGGUUUUUCAGUCAAAGCCAAUCAACAAUUUUAGCCCAAAUAUCUGGCUAGGGUACUACCCGCUGCGUGUGCGGCACCUCAUAGACCUUCACGAAGGCUUGCCGUCGAAGACUGCGCUCAAAACGGGCCUGUAUUCGCCGCAUUGCUCUCGCAACCGAGGGCACCGCAUCGGCGCUGCCCAGACGAGGAGCGCCCGUAGACGCAGACGCCACGCACGGAACGCACCGCGGACACCGUCCAGCGAACCAGCCUCAAAACCGCGCGACGAAAGGCGCCCCCAAAAAGAACACGACUCGGACCGAUGGCGGAAGCCCUCAUUCCAGUGAUAGACGUCGGUACUUUUGUCAAGAGCGGCGACGACGCCGAAGCCUGCGAAGCGGUGGCAAGGGCGCUGCACGACUGCGGCUGUUUGGUCGUCAAGGAUCCGCGCGUCGACGCUUCAAAAAAUGAAGAAUUCCUCGACCUCAUGGAGGCCUACUUCGAGCAGUCCGACGGCGUGGAAGACGCGCGACCGGACUUACAUUACCAGGUCGGCGUGACGCCGUCGGGCGUCGAGAAAGCUCGACCGCGCUGUGACGAAGCUUCCCAAUUAACCGACAAGCCGCGCUCCGAGUGCCCCCCGCAGCCGGACGCGAAGUGGCGCUUCUUCUGGCGCAUCGGGGAGCGACCUUCUCAAUCAAAAUUCGAGGAGCUCAACGCGCCCGCUGUCAUUCCCGAAGGGUUUGAUGAGUGGGAAACGACCAUGAAUGCUUGGGGCUCGUCCCUCGUAGAAACGGCGACCACCGUGGCGGAGAUGGCCGCUCUUGGGUUUGGGCUGGAGCGAGGCGCGUUCUCUUCGAAAAUGAAUAAAGCGCCGCACUUGUUAGCGCCCACUGGUUCGGAUCUGAGAUUACUAGCGGAGGACGAGCCGCCCCUGAAAAGGAAGGCCCAUGAGGUGAGACUUGGGACCGUGUUGGCUGGUUUCCACACGGACCUGAACUUUUUAAGUGUACAUGGCAAGUCGCGCUUCCCGGGGCUGACCGUCUGGACGCGUUCUGGUAGAGCCGUGGCUCCGGUGAUACCGGAGGGGUGCUUGCUGCUCCAGGCGGGCCAGCAGUUCCACCACCUGACCGCUGGACACGUUUUGGCCGGUUUUCAUGAAGUUGUGGCCUCGGAAAAAACGGCCGUUGCCGCCCGGAAAGCGAAGGCUUCUGGUAGAUCGCUGUGGCGCGUGUCGUCGACGUGCUUCGCCCACAUCGCGUCGGACGAGGUGCUCGAGCCGCUCGGGCGGUUUGCGACUUCUGACGCGGCGGCGGACUUCCCCCCGACGCUGGCCGGGGACCAGGUCAAGGCCGAGCUCAUUGCGAUUUCACUCGCGUGACCACUAUCUUUGUAAGAUGUUAUCGUAUAUUACACAGGAAGGGGGAACACAUGUCUUCGCGCAAUUGUCGUUGUCGCGACGUACGCCAUCGAGUCUAGCCAUCGAGUAGUCGCGUCGACAGCGUUGACGUCGGCUCAGAG
Messenger RNA from Pelagomonas calceolata, 1744 nucleotides. NCBI's taxonomy places the organism in Eukaryota, Pelagophyceae, Pelagomonadales, Pelagomonadaceae. The record is from the annotation of a GenBank genome assembly.